Gilbertella persicaria is the source of this 1352-nucleotide messenger RNA. Its product is annotated as platelet-activating factor acetylhydrolase. The record is from RefSeq and is a predicted model, not a curated record. Gene Ontology annotation, molecular function: 1-alkyl-2-acetylglycerophosphocholine esterase activity. NCBI's taxonomy places the organism in Eukaryota, Fungi, Mucoromycota, Mucoromycetes, Mucorales, Choanephoraceae. Bases 198 to 1307 code for a protein of 369 amino acids. The transcript is spliced from 3 exons.
AAUAUAAGCCGAUGCAUUGACUUGACGUUAUGCACAAUAAGGUUCUUUUAUUCAUCAUCAUGAUGCCGCCGAAUUUGUGCCCGUUUGUUGUUGUUGUCUUAUUAGCUCAUAUGAUUAUCUCACAAGUCGGCAUAAUUUAGACCUAUAAAAAGAGUCAUUCAUCUCUUCUUUCUGUCUUACAAGUUCAAUGCAUUGAAAUGGCCAUGUUAUUAGCCAAUUUUCCUUCUCCAAGUGGCACUUAUGAUGUUGGAUGUCAUGAUCUGGAAUGGGACAAUAGUUGCUCUGAUGCCAAGUCUGUCUUGAUGCGGUUGUAUUAUCCAGCCAAAAUCAAAAAGACAGACACAAGAGCCAACUGGAUUCCAGAUGCUGCUUAUGCUAAAGGUAAACUAGAGAUAGUGGCACAUCCAAAAGGAUAUUCAUAUAUUGUAGCUCUUUGUGAGAUUGCUAAAUUACCUGCAUUUCUAUCCAACUGGCUCUCUGGAUUAGCGUCUAUCAAAAAGACUCAAUUCUAUCAAGACCCAGACAUGAUUGACAAGACUUGCCCUGUAGUUGUGUUCUCGCAUGGCUUGGGUGGCAACCGUUUGAUUUAUUCCUGUAUAUGUGCUGAUUUGGCCAGUCAUGGCUUUGUGGUAGCAGCUAUUGAACAUCGAGAAGGAUCUGCGAGUCUAGCGAAAAGAGAUGAUGAAUGGAUUGCCUAUGAUAAUGUACCACCUGAAGUAUGGGGAUUUCGACAUCAUCAAUUGCGUUAUCGAGUCUCAGAGAUCCAACUGGCUUUGGAUUGUCUAGACCAUGCUUCUCUUAAGGGACGGUUUCAGCAUAAACUUAAUAUGGAUCAAUUGAUCAUGGCAGGCCAUAGUUUUGGUGGUGCAACAACCAUUUUAAUGCUCAAUGAACCUCAUACUCGGUUCCAAUGCGGUCUUUUGUUAGAUCCAUGGGCACAACCCUUGAUGAUGAUGACAGAUAAACACAUUCAAAUCAAGCGGCCUGUGAUUGCUAUUUUAAGCGAACAGUUUUCUUUCUGGCCUGAUAAUUAUGAAUCUGUUCAGGAAUUGAUUGGCCAUUCAACCUGCGCUAACAAAAGUGUCUGCCUAUCUUUGAAUGGAACAGAACAUCAACACCAGUCUGAUGUCUUGAUUGUACUCCGCUAUUGGACAUUAUUUGACUUGAGAUCCCCUUUUCAAAUUGAUCCUGCUAGGGCCAUUGACUUGAAUACAGAAGCUUCUGUUGCUUUUAUUAACAAGACAUUAUCACACAAACGAAAAAGAAAAGUAACACCUAGAAUAACCAAAAAACAAAAAAUGACUUGAGCCAAUCAAUGAUGAGAAAAAUAAAAAAAAAUAUUUUUUUUUCAA